This is a messenger RNA of Impatiens glandulifera, 1443 nucleotides long. Its product is annotated as pectinesterase-like. Gene Ontology annotation, biological process: cell wall modification. Lineage: Eukaryota; Viridiplantae; Streptophyta; Magnoliopsida; Ericales; Balsaminaceae. The record is from RefSeq and is a predicted model, not a curated record. The transcript is spliced from 4 exons. Bases 1 to 1443 code for a protein of 480 amino acids. Gene Ontology annotation, molecular function: pectinesterase inhibitor activity; pectinesterase activity.
AUGACCGUCGAAAAAACAGACGACAUGAGAUUACUACUUAGGACCGUCUUUUAUGCCGCCAUCGAAGGCACCCGACAGGCAAUCACCACCACCUCUAUACUAGGCGGUGCCACGAAUGCUAUGGUGGAUCGCUCUAGCUUCAAUAUUUGUAGAGAACUUCUUGAGUUUUCAAUAGAUGAUAUGGAGAAAGCCAUUAACAGGUUAGAUCAUGUCGUGUCAAAAGAUAACAAGGAUCAACUACACUCAGAUAUCAUGACUAGACUUUCCGGAUCCAUAACAUUCCAACAAACAUGCAUCGACGAGAUCAAAAACAUGUCCCUCGAAUAUACCAUGGUGCAAAGUCUUAAACUAUCGAGAGAACUUUCCAGUAACGCCCUCGCUAUCGUAGCAAACACAGCAUUCAAAGAAGACGAAUCGGUUAUGUUCCCAUCGUGGGUUAUUCAUGAAAUCAAUAAAAAGAAAGCCACCACACUUUUCACAGUGUCCAAAGAUGGUUUGGGAAUGUUUAACACAAUUAACGAAGCAUUAAGUGAAAUUAAACAUAGUUAUCACAAUCACAUUAAAAACAUAUUUAUAAUAUAUGUGAAAGCCGGCGUUUACGAAGAAUAUAUCAACAUUAAAAAGAACAUGAAGAAUGUCGUCUUGAUUGGAGAUGGCCCCACGAAAACAACAAUCACCGGAAACAGAUGUGUUCAAGAUGGAUUUAAAACAUUCAAGACUGCAACCGUUAUUGUGGAUGGAGACAAUUUCGUGGCUAAAAACAUAGCAAUUGAAAACACCGCCGGUCCUGGGUCUCAGGCGGUGGCUCUAAGAAUCUCUGGCGACAAAUCCGUCAUUUACAAUAGCCAUAUCGACGGUUAUCAAGACACCCUUUACGCUCACGCCCACAGACAAUUCUACCGCGACUGCACCAUCUCCAGCACGGUGGACUUUAUAUUCGGCGACGCCGCCGCCGUGUUUCAGAACUGCAAGAUCGUCGUGAAAAGGCCAGGACCGAAUCAAGGGACAUGCACGGUCACCGCCCAAGGUAGAUCGGACAAGAGAAGUUCAACCGGAUUUGUGUUCCAGAAUUGUACUAUCACCGCCGAUAAAAGCUAUACUGACACGAAAAUUAGAUUGAAGUCUUUCCUAGGCCGGCCGUGGAGGAAAUACUCGAGGACUAUGAUUAUGGAGUCUGAAAUAAAUGAUUUAAUUGAUCCAAGGGGGUGGUUGCCGUGGGAUGGGGAGGAGAAUUUAAAGACGCUUUGGUAUGGCGAGUUUUUGAAUAGAGGUCCUGGCGCUGAUCUAAGUCAGAGAGUCGAUUGGAUUGGAUUUCAUAAGGAUAUUAACGAACGAGUGGCGGCUGGAUUCGUUCCACGACGGUUUAUUGACGGCGAUCAUUGGAUACCGGAGAGUUCCAUACCAUAUUUUCCAAAUUUCACCAUCCCUAACUAUUUUAAUUAA